UCAAUAAUUAAGUGGAUUGAUAAUGUCGCGUUAAUAACACUUUCAAGGUUAUGUUUAAAUUGCAUGUAAAUACUUGGGAAAAUGUCAAAAUGAUAAUGAUAAAACAUGUAAAGUCGGACGGUUUUUUUGAAAUAUACUUACGCUGGCCUCGGGAACGCUGAACAUUUUAUACGUUACUAUUAUUAUCUUUUUCUGCAAAAACGAACCAUGACUGUAAAAAAAAACAUGAAUUUCAGCUGUCGGAUAGUUCUGAACCCGAUGAAAUGAUGACUGAUCAGAACUCGGCGGUACUUGAAGUGUCUGUCGAAGAAAAAGGCGUUACUCCAAUGCCUCAGACUCUUCUAAAUGAUACUUCUACGUUAGUGUCAUUUCCAACAAACACCAAUGACUUUCAACUCAAAUUAGACUUUCGACGUGAUAUUCAAGUACGGGUUGACAAUCCACAAAAGAUUGUUGAACCGCUGGAGACUUACAUCACAUAUAGAGUAUCUACUAAGGCGGAUAGAACAGAUUAUCCACACAAAGAGUAUGUUAUUCGCCGACGUUACAAUGAUUUUGUUUGGCUGAGACAAAACAUUGCUGUUGAAUAUCCUGAUCGUAUAGUGCCUCCUUUACCAGCAAAACACACAAUUCUUGGUCAAUUGGACAGGUAUUCAAAAGAAUUUGUCACAUGCCGUAUGAUAUUGUUGGAACGUUUUUUGACACGUUUAGUUUGUCAUCCUAUUCUCACAGAAGAUAAACACCUAAGAGUUUUUUUAACCGCAAACGCUACCGAGUUUACUACAUACAAAAAACGUGGAACAGGACUACUUAGACGUAUGUCAAACAGUCUGAAUACAAUUUCUGUGUCAUAUAAUUCAAGACAGGUAGAUUUUGAGUUUGAUCCCAUAAGGAAUCAUCUGCAUGGCCUAUCUGAGAAGUUGACCAUGUUAGAAAAAGUAGCUCAGAGAAUCCACAAAGAAAGAAAAGAAUUAUGUGUGGAAUCUCACCAACUAGGAGCAGCAUUCAUUGAAUGGUCUUCUAAUGAACAAUCUAUCUCUGUAGCACUAUCCCGUAUUGGCCAUACUAUCACAGCCAAUAGUUCUGCUUUACGUCAUAAUUUAAUAUCAAAUUUUAUAAGUGACUGGGCACAGCCACUGAAGGAUUAUGUUAGCUAUAUAGAAUGUGUCCGAGAAACGUUGGGUAAAAGAGAUGCACUACAAAUACAGUAUGAACAGUCUCUUAUGGAUUUAGAGAAGAAGAAGGCUGACAAAGAUAGGGUAACUAACGAUGAAAAACCAUUAAUGUCAUUCUGGUCAAAAUCAGAAAUAGAUAAAGAAGAAAAAAUAGAAAAGAUGAGUCAAGUUAUCCCUAAAUUAGUAUCAGCUGUUGAAGCUAAUCAGGAACGAUUGGAUGUUUGUAGCGAUGUAUUUAGGCAAGAGUAUGGUUUAUGGAAGUGCCAAAAAAAAGCUGAUUUCAAAAGCAUGCUGACUGCCUUAGCCGAAAGUCAUAUACAGUAUUAUCAACAUUGUGCUGCAUCUUGGGAUUUAGUCUUCAAACGCAUGACAUCGGAAUAAAAUACUGAGCUUAAUCUUUUAGUAAACCACAAAAAGAAAACAUAGACAAGGUAUUUUUUCUUAUUUUGUGAUAAAAUUGAUUAAAUAUUAACCCCAGAAAAAAAAAAUUAUAUUAUUAUUGGUCCAAUGUAAAAAUUUCAAUGUAACUAGGAAGUAAAAUAUAAUAUAUUGUUUUGUUGUUUUAUUA
This is a messenger RNA of Rhopalosiphum padi (bird cherry-oat aphid), 1743 nucleotides long. Its product is annotated as sorting nexin-30-like. The transcript has 9 exons. Gene Ontology annotation, molecular function: phosphatidylinositol binding. Lineage: Eukaryota; Metazoa; Arthropoda; Insecta; Hemiptera; Aphididae. The coding region runs from base 264 to 1556 and encodes 430 amino acids. The record is from RefSeq and is a predicted model, not a curated record.